CGCAAACCAGCGCUGUCCAGAGGCUCAACAGCGCUGUCCCAACAGCGAUGUAGCCUUUGGAACAUCGCUGUUCUGGAUAAAUUUUUCAAAAAAAAAAUAUCCGUUGCAACUGCAUUAAUUGCUCCAACAUCCAUAUUUUUGAAAAUCUGGACGUUGGGGACCCUCUUUUCUAUAUAUUGGGACCCCCUCUCUUCACUUUUACACACACAAACACAAAUUUCUUCAAUAUCUCUACAUAUUUCAUCUUCUCUACUCUAAUCUUUUGAGAUUUCUUCACCAUGGGCAAAGAUAAGGGCAGAGCAGGAACCUCCGGGAAAUCAAAGUCCAAAUCCCGGGCGCCCACGACAUCCUCCGAGGAACGCCUUUACUACGGCGACGGGUCAUACCUCUGGUUUGAUUCCGAGGAGGAACGCACCCGUUUCCUCACCUUCUUCUCUAAAUGGGUUGUGGCUCCCCCGCGAAUCAUCCCGGAGCGAUACCCGGAGUUGCAGGGUUACGACGACCUAGACGCACAGCUUCAUCAAGCCGGCCUUUGGCCGUUCGUCUCCCGGGCGCGGAAGGAGAUCAACCCGGCGCUGAUCCGGGCCUUCUACUCCAACCUCCGGCGUGAGGACGACGUCAUCUACAGCCUCGUUAAGUCCACGCCGAUUGAACUCACUGUAGAGCAGCUUGGGCGCAUCGCCGGCCUUCCCUUCCAAGGCGACGAUGUCUCUCACUAUGGCGGAGAGGACUGGGUACUCAAAAACGAGGGCCUUAUCCUCAACGAGCUUGGCAUCACCGAACUCAUACGCCAUGCCUCGGGCCGCCCCACCAUCCACUCCGCUAACCCCGAAGGCCGUCUCGUUCUCUACAUCGUGUCCCGGAUCAUCAAACCCCGGAAGCACGGCCACACAAUCAUGUCCGGAGAGGACCUCAAGCUCGUCCACGCGAUCAUGCACUCGGACCCAAUCAAUUGGGCGAAGUUUGUCAUGAUCAACAUGCAUGACGAUCGCCGCGUAAUCACCACCGUUGGCCCGCUCACGAAGGCCACGAAGCUUUGGACGAUCAGCGCCCAAACCUUCACCAAGCGGUCGGACAACGCCGCGCCUGCCACUGCUGCGCCACGCCGCACUGCCACUGCCGCUGGCCCAGCCGAACCCCAGGCCCGGGCCAACCUCGCCUCCAUCGCCGACUCCCUAAACCGCCUUCACUUCAAAGUUGACGGGAUGGAUGGCUACCUUGAGAGGCUUGACGAGGCUGUCCAACGCCAAGGGUACGCCAUGAACGCAUACUUUCAACGCGUUAACUACGUCCCCCCACCGUACCAUGGCACGUUCUUUGGGCAAGUGUACGGUGACGAGGACGAAGACGAUGCCUCCUACGCCCCGUCAAGCUCUCCGGACGAAGAUGAGUUCGACGAUGCCAUCGAUGGGCAUGAGAUGGACGUCGACGACGACGAAGAAACUGGAGGCGAAGAGGAGGAAGACGAUGACUAGGCCGCCCCUAGCAUUUCUUAUCUUUUUUUUAUUGUCAUUUUUUUUCUCACUUCCAUUGUACUCCAUUUCCCAUUUUAAUAAAUAAAAGGUAUCUUU
Cuscuta campestris is the source of this 1571-nucleotide messenger RNA. Lineage: Eukaryota; Viridiplantae; Streptophyta; Magnoliopsida; Solanales; Convolvulaceae. The record is from the annotation of a GenBank genome assembly.